CCCGAUUCCUUGAGUCUGCCCAACAAUGGCUCUCUCAAAUCCAAUCCGUCGCAUAGCCGUUGUCGGGGCGGGACCAUCGGGUCUCGCUGCGGUCAAGUACCUUCUUGCCGAGAAAUGCUUUGAGCGGGUGGAUGUCUUUGAGAAGAGAAGCUCUGCUGGUGGAGUCUGGAAUUACUGCCCGGGGCCAUUGAAAGAGAACCUGACAACUACGGUGCCGCAACUGGAUCCCAACCAACCGCUCGAGGAGCCACUAUGGUACCCCACAGGCGGGCAGGCGAAGCCUCUAGAGCCCGUCUUUGUAUCCCCGCUCUACAAAACACUGGACACCAACAUUCCGAAGGAAUUGAUGGGUUACAGCGAUAAAUCAUUCGAGCCGGAUUCGCAAGUGUUCCCGAAGCAUUCCGCAGUGAAGAAAUACCUAGAAGAGUAUGCCGAAGACAUCAAGAACGUCAUCAAUUUCGAGACGCAAGUUGUCGACGUGAGGAAGACUGGAAGCACUGCCGAUCCCUGGUCGCUUACAACAAAGAACCUACGGGAAGGGGUACAGAAGACGCACUCAUACGAUGCUGUGGUAGUCGCUAGUGGACAUUUCGACGUCCCAUUUACGCCAGAUAUCCCUGGAGUCCAGGACUGGAACACAGCAUAUCCAGGCGUCAUCUCUCAUUCUAGGCUCUUUGACUCAGCGGAGCCUUUCCGAGACAAGAAGGUCAUUGUGGUGGGAACCUCAGCAUCUGGACUCGAUAUAGGUAAUCAGAUCAACGAAGUCUGCAAGGGAAAGGUACUGGUGUCUCAGAGAACAGAGUCAACUUUACACCCUUCUACUCCUCUGGACAAGGUCUAUCACCCCCAGAUCGUGGAGUUCCUGCCACCUGGUACCUACACUAGGGCAGUGCGAUUUGCGAAUGGCCAUAUCGAACAGAAAAUUGAUGCCAUUGUCUUCUGUACGGGUUAUCUCUACUCUUUCCCUUUUCUGUCUUCGCUUGACCCUCCUCUCAUCACCGACGGCCGCCGCACUCUGAACGUGUACCAACAUCUCUUCUACAUCUACGACCCGACACUAGUCCUCCCUGUCCUGCCACAGAGGGUGAUCCCUCUGCCGCUGUCGGAAAAUCAGGCAGCUGUUUUCGCCCGCGUCUGGUCGGGAAGACUCCAAUUGCCAUCUCAAGAUGAAAUGAAAGCCUGGCAUGAUUGGACUGUCGCCGAAAAGGGCAACGGGACACCGUUCCACUUGCUUCCUUUCCCGCUGGAUGCUGACUACAUGAAUUUCCUGCAUGACUGGUCAGCGAAGGCUGCACCUCUGCAAGGACUCGAGAAUAACGGGAAUGGCAAGCAAUGUAACUACUGGGGCGAGAGACAGUGUUGGAUACGAGCACGACUGCCUGAUAUUAAGCGAGCAUUUUUGCAAAAGGGUCCGGAGCGAGGCUCUAUCAAGAGCCUGGAGCAACUGGGGUUUGACUUUGACCAGUGGAAGAAAGAAGAAGUCAGAGCACAUAUAUAGACUUCGACUGUGAUGAAAUAAGUAUAUAGAUCUUUGGUGGGUUCAUUAGAGCUUAGAGCCACCAGGUCACUUUCGCCUCGCGGGGCUAGAUUGUUUGAAUGAAAUCCCUAGUAGUUC
This is a messenger RNA of Aspergillus sclerotioniger CBS 115572, 1615 nucleotides long. RefSeq names its product putative flavin dependent monooxygenase. The coding region runs from base 26 to 1498 and encodes 490 amino acids. Gene Ontology annotation, molecular function: N,N-dimethylaniline monooxygenase activity; flavin adenine dinucleotide binding; NADP binding. The transcript has 2 exons. The record is from RefSeq and is a predicted model, not a curated record. Lineage: Eukaryota; Fungi; Ascomycota; Eurotiomycetes; Eurotiales; Aspergillaceae.